AUGAAAACUACAAGUCCAUCGUUAUUUAUUAUAAUAUGGUAUCAAGCAUUAUUUCUUUUUACAGGCUUGAUACAAUCCCUUGGUUCUCAGCAUUUAUAUUACCAAAAAGCAACAACUGGUUCUAGUUUUCUUACAAAUUUGAUGAUGUACGCUGGGAUGGCGGCUGUUGGCUUGCUUAUUUUGCCUGAUUGGCUUGAAAACAGAUCAAAACAUUUAGCUGGAACAGGGAUUGGCUUGGUGGAUUUUAAAAAAUCACAGAGACAAAGUGAUUCAUUAAAUAUAAUAGAAAAUUUAUCAAUGAAGCCUAGAGAAUACAUCAAUUAUAAAUAUAUUAUAGCAGUAACUUUAUUAGAUAUUAUAGCAGGUUUUGUAAUUACGAUUGGAUCUUUUCAUUUAGGAAGUGGAAUAUCUCAAGUAAUUUAUAGCUCUGUGGUUAUUUGGUGUGCGAUUCUUUCAUUCUUUUUAAUUGGGAGAAAACUUACAUUCAUACAAUCAAUCUCGAUAAUUGGAGUAACAUUUGGACUUGCUUUGAGUGCAUUAGGAAUCCAUCAAAGCUUAGAAGUAACAGAAUCUUCAACAGUUGUUGAUGAUAACAAAGGAAUAAUUUUUUUUAGAAUGUUUGGGAUGGUUCUUGUAGUUUCUGGAACAUUUGGUUAUGCAUGUGUUUAUGUUGUUUCAGAUUGGAUAUUGAGUAUGGAUGUACCUGAUGACAUGAUACCACCAUCACCAGAAACCAUUUGUUUUCUUGUAGGAAGUUUUGGAUCAGGAUUUUCAAUAUUAUAUAUAAUAAUUUACACAAUUCCAAACUGGGAUAUUUUAAUAACACAAGAGAUGGCAAAGCUGAGUCAACAUAAUAGCACAUCUACAAUAAUAUUUAUUUAUAUCCUGCUAAUAAUAAUGUCAUUUGCACAUAAUUUGGCAUAUUAUUGGCUGAUAAAACAUACAGGAAAUGUUUCUACUGGAUUAUUGAAUUCACUUAGGGCAGUUCUGGUUUUUGGAUCAAGUCAUUGGUUUUUUUGUCAAUUGGAUUCAGGACAAUGUUUUAAUCUUUGGAAAGGGUUAAGUACAGUUGUGGUUGUUGGAUUCGUUACUUCUUUUACAUUAUCCGCUUGUCGUUCAUUUCACUCAUAUAGUUCAUCAAGUUUCAGAAUAUCAAGUCGUGUCUUUACGCCUCAUUCUUCUAAACCAAAGAAUUUUUUUGAAGCCACAAAAAAUACUCCGGCACCUUAUACAAUCUUGGACUUUUUUGAUAAACCUUUUUCCACCACACAUAGCCCAUUUGUUUUUUCUCAUGGCGCUUCCGGUAUUCCAAAACAUUCAGAGAAGUUAGUUUCAACUAUACCUAAUGCACCAUACUUUAGUAUUGGUUGUGUUGUAGAUUCAUCAUUAUAUUCUAGAAAAUUGAUGCAUUAUUCAUGGACAGAAAUUGAAAAAUAUCAUAAUAAUUUUGAAAAAGAUCAAUUUUACAACUAUGAUAAUUUUCAACCUGUUAAUAUUAUGCAAGCAAGUUAUGAAAAAACUUUACGUGAUUGUACAAUGGAGGGAAUAAUUGGUUCAUCAACCGCUUUGAUAGCUAUUCUAUGUAAAGAUGAGCUUCGAAUUGCAAACCUUGGCGAUUGUGGUAUUGGUGUUAUACGUCAAAACGCAUUUAUAUUUUGUAACGAAGAGCAACAAAAUUCGUUUAAUUAUCCAUAUCAAUUAGGAAGUGGUUCUCCUAAUACUCCAAAAAAAGAUGCUCAAACUUUCAACAUUAAAAUUCAACAUGGUGAUAUUGUAGUAAUGGGUUCAGACGGGCUGUUCGACAAUCUUUUUGAGGAUGAUAUAUUAGAUGAAAUUGUUCGAUUUAGUUCAAAACAAGGUGGUUUAAAAGUUGAACCACAAAUAAUAAGUGAUGCCCUCGCUUGGCGUGCAAAAGAAGCCAGUGAAGACAUCAAUCAUGAAAGUCCAUUUGAAAGCCGUGCUACACAAGAAGGAUUGUAUUAUAGGGGUGGAAAAAAAGAUGAUAUAACUGUUCUCAUAGCGGUCAUAACAGACUCAAAUAAUACCUCAAACAAUCAAUAA
Molecule: messenger RNA, 2061 nt
Organism: Entrophospora sp. SA101
Lineage: Eukaryota; Fungi; Glomeromycota; Glomeromycetes; Entrophosporales; Entrophosporaceae
Source: the annotation of a GenBank genome assembly